Messenger RNA from Cylindrotheca closterium, 408 nucleotides. Lineage: Eukaryota; Bacillariophyta; Bacillariophyceae; Bacillariales; Bacillariaceae. The record is from the annotation of a GenBank genome assembly.
AUCCCAUUUCACCAACACAAAGGAGGUCAAGUCACGAUUGUAACUGAUGCAUCUCGGUGUCGUCCACAAGCAUAUAUCUAUCGCCACAACUUGCAUCAUCGUCCUACAGGAUUUGGUGCACAAGGGCCAAAUGAAGUCCGAAUGAUUGCAGCGAUGAUCUCUACCAUGAUCUCCAAGGAAGAUGGCGAUGGCAAGAUCUUCAGGGAGCCCCCUCAUUUGGUUCUGGACAACUUCUUCUUGGGGUGCAAGUCAUGCUCGGUAGAUUGGCAUAAUACCAGCAUCUUUGGAUUGGGGUUUCUAGACUUGACGUCCCUCGCAUCCAAGGAAGGAGUCAAAUGGAAUAUGCCAUCUGACAAUGCAAAGAUGGCAAACAUGAAGUACAUUGAGGCAAUAAGUGGACCAGAAUAG